Messenger RNA from Aureobasidium pullulans EXF-150, 2359 nucleotides. RefSeq lists its product as uncharacterized. The annotation marks the transcript as partial. NCBI's taxonomy places the organism in Eukaryota, Fungi, Ascomycota, Dothideomycetes, Dothideales, Saccotheciaceae. The transcript is spliced from 2 exons. The record is from RefSeq and is a predicted model, not a curated record.
CACGCUCUCGUGCCGAUCAACUAUUUGUACUGAAUCCCUGUCCGAUGUCUUGACGAGUUCGUCCUUGGUCCUUGUUAUUUUGUUUUUGCAACCGUCAUACAUAAUACUCUGCCAUGGCAGAAGACAACCAACAAUCUUCAUGGCAUCCUGCCUUGAGGAUGCACAACAGCUCCGAUGAGGUCCCUCGAUUAGCCCCGCGACCCGAAGCUACAACAGCCAACGACCAUAGCGACUUCUUCCAUCGCAUUCCCGAAGAGCAACCUGAACCAAUCGCCGAAGAGACACUGUCUAGAGAUACUGUUCAGCCUUCACCUGCCGAGGUAGCACAGUCCAAUGUCCAAGAGCCCAACUUCGCGACCGAGAGCCUCGACACGUCAGCCCCAAUCGCACAACAGGCCUCAGACGAUGCACACACCGAGGAGUCACAACCUAUCGAAUCGCCAAACCUGAUCCCUGAGCCAACACAUGACUCUCUUGAGGACUCACCACAUGUGCCAGAGCCAGAGGUCCAACAUGCCGAGCCUCUGGCAUUCGACGAGCCCCAACAAGUCACACCACGAGAGACGGAACAGUCUUCUGUUGAUGAAGCCUUUGGAAGCCUUGAUAGAGAAGAGUUGGAAUACCCCAGAGAACAAUACGAGUACCAGGGUCAGACCACUGCUGCCGAUGACGCUGUCGAUGAAAGUGAUGAUGCGCCCUUGAUGGAGGAUGAGGAAACUCUGCCCACUCCCGGUUUCGCCACAGACGGGCCCGCCAUCAACGCCCAUGACGUUCCUUUCGAACCCUUCCAUAGCGAUCCCUCGGCCGUGGCCACAGCUGAACACGUUUAUGAAAUGACCACUGGAGACGCCCCUUCUGCACACGAGGCCACCGAGGACACUGUCCCAGACGUCCAGGCGAUCGAGCAGCAAGACACGCGAGUAUCUGAAGCCCCGGAGGCUUCAUCAGCACUGGAAGAGGCAAAAGAAACAUUACGCCAGGUGGCCGAAGAGCCCAUAGAAGAACCAGUCCAGAUUCAAUCUCAAUCAUCAGCCGCCUUUGAGUGGGGAGAUGAUGAUCAGACAGAAGAUUUCGGAGCUGUUGUAGGGAAUGUGCCGGCAGAGGAGAACAAUGUCGACCCAGACAACCGCGUGGCAGGUAGUGGAAUUGUUGCAUCCCAAGCCACCGCUCUGGCCCAGGCCUUGCAAGAGCAGAAAGCACAGGACGAUGCUCCAGUCGAAGAGAAGAGUGAGGAAGAUCUGGCUGCCAUGUGGUCGGCUGCUCUGGAUGAUGACGAUUUCCUCGACGACAACGCUGUUGAUCCCAGCGGCUUCUUUGACGAUGAUGGUGAAGGUUUCCUUGAUGACUUUGACACAAUUCCUGCACCGGCACAACAGGUCUUCAGUCCCGAUCGGUCUAGUCCCGGGAUUGCUCCUGUCUAUGACGCCCAAGGAAACACCAUGGGCUUCACAAAGCUUGGUGGACCUCAAGAACAGAUCAACGCUCCUGCAAAUCCCUAUUCACCAGCGCCACAACAGCAAAAUCCAUACUUGGCUCCAACUCUGCCGUCUGUACCUCUGUACAACCAGCAACAGCAGCCUGUUCGACCGGUUCUGAACAACGCUCAGAGCUUUGCCGACAAGUCCAAGGGUGGCUACUCAUCUCCAUAUGAUUUGCCUGAGGACAUUGUCCAGCCUCGCAGACGUCCUGCAGCUGCCAUCAUACCAAAUCAGUCUGCUGGCCCAGCUCCUCCCCCAAGAAGUAGCAGUAUGCAAUCUACUGCCCCACCUCUGUCGCGUUCUGCCACUGCUGCUCCCUCAGCAACCAUAGCAUCUCCGCCCAUGAAUCAAUCUCCAAGCGUUGCAACUCUGCCACCCAAACCUGCUACUUCAAGCGGAGCAAACAGAUCUGCUUCUGGUUUCUUCGAGGAACUCCCUAUGGUGCCCAAGCCAAGGACAAGGCCUUCUGGAGCAUACACCCCUGCAAUCACAUCGCCUUCUCCUCCUCGAUUACCUCCGCAAGGCAUGGGAGCUACUUUGCAGACCCCUCCGCAAGGUCCCCCAAUCCGCCCACCAUCCCGUCCCGUCAUGCCUCCUCCAGCUGGCUCAUCGAACUACAAUGUCACGGCUUUUAGACAACCCGAGAAGCUGCCAUUGUUGCCUGACGUGCAAGCCACUCCUCAACAGUUGGAGCCUCCCCAACCUACUGGUCCACCAGCUUCUUCGAGAUACUCGCCCGCCGCUCCUGCCCAGGCUCCCUCGGCUGCAGCACCUCCUCCAGUCACAGGUCGCUUCUCACCAAUGCCGCCACCUGCGCCUGCCGCAACCUCGCGAUACUCUCCAGCUCCACAAGCUCAGGCUCAAAACCAAGCACAAAAUAA